Molecule: messenger RNA, 696 nt
Organism: Haemonchus placei
Lineage: Eukaryota; Metazoa; Nematoda; Chromadorea; Rhabditida; Trichostrongylidae
Source: the annotation of a GenBank genome assembly
CUGCUUCCUAUCACACGUUUCAGCUGUGGUGACGAGCUUCUUAUAUGUUCUCCAGCUGGUGUUCAAGCCCGACUAGAUGUCCUUGUGAAUUGUGGCAUACCGGCAGGACGAAGUUGUGGAAGAGUUGUCCGAAGAUGUCCAGCUAUUCUGUUUGCCCGUGACCCGAAGGAGAUGGGCAGCGUUAUCGAGGCUUUAGGUGGAUUUUUCUCAAGAAAAGAGCUUCUUGCUGUUGUCCAAGCUGUGCCUGAAGUAUUGUUAAAGAAUAUUGACGAGCUGGAGGAGAAGUAUGAAUAUAUUUUCUUCCAGAUGUGUAUCGAAGGUGACGAGUUCAAGGAUUGUAUGAAUUGGGCUACGAUGAGUUUGGAAGAUAUAAUGGACCGACAUGAAUUCCUUCUGAAAACUGGACGAUAUACAACACCAGAUCCGAAGCAUCCACAGAAGAAAAUGGACAACCCACGAUUAUGGCAAAUAUUGGACUCGAACGAUGAUAACUUUGCCAUCCAGGUAGCCGGUGUGACUCGUGAAGAAUGGAAUGUGUACAAAGCGUACUCUGAACAAUUAUCGAGUCGAAGUGGUAAAGAGCUCCCUUAUGAACGAGUGAAACCGUCAAGAAGAAAAGCCUAUGAACGGCGGAAAAAAGAGGCUAAAACUGUGGAAAACUAUGUAUUUGACGUUUCAGCACCGCAGAGUAAUUAA